CAGCCCUACAGCAGCAGGACAUCCGGACAGGACGGCAGGCGCGGUCAACGCGAGCGCGCGUCCAGAGCAAAAGCGAGCGACCAAUCCUACUGCGAUCCGCGCAGGACCCACCGGCCGAUUCCGGAGUAAGCUUCCAGAACCUCCCGCCGAUCCGCACCACCCCAUGGCCGCCUCGGCCGCGCGGCCGCCGCCGUCUCCGCCGCCGCGGCUCGGGUCGCUGUGGUCGACGCUGGAGGACCAGCGCCGGGCGGCGGUCCCGCUGCUCUCCUCGGCGUGGACCCUGCCGACCACCUCCCACGCCGACGGCGAGGAUGGUGAGCGGCCCAAGGAGGGGCUGCUCCGGCGCGCGGGUGCGGCGGUGGCGGGGUGGUGGGGAGCCGUGUGCGCGGGGGUCGCGGAGAUGUGGGCGUUCGCCCGGGCGGACCCGCGGAAGGCCGUGUUCGCGGGCAAGGUGGGGCUGGCGCUGGCGCUCAUCUCGCUGCUCGUCUUCCUCCGGGAGCCGCGCGACAUCGUCAGCCACUCCAUCUGGGCCAUCCUCACCGUCGUUGUCGUCUUCGAGUUCAGCAUCGGUGCAACCUUAAGUAAAGGGUUUAAUCGGGGAUUGGGAACACUAACUGCAGGAGCUUUUGCUCUAGUGGUUGCAGAAUUGUCUAAACACCUGGGAAAAUUGGAGGAAGUGAUUCUUAUAACGAGCAUCUUUAUUGUUGCCUUUUUCACAACCUUGACGAAGCUGCAUCCAAAGAUGAAGGCAUAUGAGUAUGGAUUCCGUGUAUUCUUGUUGACGUUCUGCUAUGUCAUGGUCUCUGGAUACAACACUGGGAAGUUCACUGACACAGCUACAAGUAGAUUUAUAUUGAUUGCUAUUGGUGCUGCUGUCAGUCUUGGAAUCAAUAUAGGUAUUUACCCAAUCUGGGCAGGAGAGGAUUUGCACAAUUUGAUAGCAAAGAAUUUCGCUGGUGUUGCAAAAUCCCUGGAAGGUUGUGUUGAUGGAUAUCUGAAAUGCAUGGAAUAUGAAAGGAUUCCUUCAAAAAUACUUGUGUAUCAAGCAUCUGAUGAUCCUUUAUAUAGUGGGUACAGGGCAUCUGUUGAGGCAUCAGCACAGGAGGAAACCUUGCUUGGUUUUGCUAUAUGGGAGCCACCCCAUGGCCCUUACAAAAUGCGGAACUAUCCUUGGAGGAAUUUCACUAAAGUUGGUGGAACAUUAAGGCACUGUUCCUUUGCAGUCAUGGCAUUGCAUGGUUGCAUUCUUUCAGAAAUUCAGGCACCACCAGAAAGCAGAAGGGUUUUUGGUGCAGAGAUUCAGAGAGUGGGACAAGAAGGUGCUAAAGUGUUGCGGGAGCUUGGAAACAGAGUCAAGACAAUGACCAAGUUGAGUUCUUCAGAUAUUCUAUUAGAAGUCCACAUGGCAGCUGAAGAGUUGCAAAAAAAGAUUGAUGCAAAGUCAUAUCUUCUGGUGAACACUGAAAGAUGGGAUGCUAGCAAGCAAGCUCAAGGAAUCAAAGAAGCCAUGAAUGGCACCAGUGUUGUGGAAAAGGAGAACAAGGACAAAGAAAACAAGAAUGAAGUGGUGGAACCUACCAUUGUUGAUCAAACUUUAGUGCAUCAAUCAAAAAGCUUUCUUGAUAAUUCAUUUAUGAGCAGAUUUGAUUCAGCAUCAACAAUGGACGGUUUUAAGCCACUUCUGUCUUGGCCGGCUCAAAGAUCAUUCCAUCCGAACUUGCCACUUGAAGAUGAGGAGUCCAAAAUAUAUGAAAGUGCAAGUUCUUUGUCCUUGGCCACAUUUGCAUCGCUUCUGAUCGAGUUUGUUGCCCGACUACAGAAUGUUGUUAAUGCAUUUGAAGAGUUGAGUGAUAAGGCUAACUUCAAGGAGUCUGUGGAGGAACCUGCUACACUUACCACAAAUGAUGGUGGGUUUUUGGAUAAAAUAUGUAAAUUGGUAGGAUUGCAGAGUCGACACUGAUGAUGACCCUGCAAGGUUCUUCCAUCUGAAACCUUGCAUCAUGUUUUGUCACCCAGUUUCCUUUUUUUUUUUAAUUAUGGACUAUGAAAUGUGUAUAAAACUAAACUUGUGACUGCAAUCAGAUGAUUGCCAGCUGUAUUGCUGAUGGAGCUCAGUUUACAGCCACAGAAGUGAUCCACUAUGGUAAAAUUUUGAUCUAUG
Molecule: messenger RNA, 2161 nt
Organism: Phragmites australis (common reed)
Lineage: Eukaryota; Viridiplantae; Streptophyta; Magnoliopsida; Poales; Poaceae
Product: aluminum-activated malate transporter 5-like
Exons: 6
Coding region: 164-1960 (598 amino acids)
Biological process (GO): malate transport
Cellular component (GO): plant-type vacuole membrane
Source: RefSeq, a predicted model, not a curated record